Apodemus sylvaticus (European woodmouse) is the source of this 2422-nucleotide messenger RNA. It is a transcript of the gene Ccnb1, whose product is annotated as cyclin B1. The coding region runs from base 171 to 1469 and encodes 432 amino acids. The record is from RefSeq and is a predicted model, not a curated record. Gene Ontology annotation, molecular function: cyclin-dependent protein serine/threonine kinase regulator activity. NCBI's taxonomy places the organism in Eukaryota, Metazoa, Chordata, Mammalia, Rodentia, Muridae. Gene Ontology annotation, biological process: mitotic cell cycle phase transition; regulation of cyclin-dependent protein serine/threonine kinase activity; mitotic metaphase chromosome alignment. The transcript is spliced from 9 exons. Gene Ontology annotation, cellular component: cytoplasm; nucleus; cyclin B1-CDK1 complex.
AGCGAGUGCCACGAACUGACCAAUGAGGAGGGAGCGGCCCGGGGUUUAAACCCAGGCCCGGCAGCCUCCUCCCGGCGUGCUGCGGAGGAACGGCUGUUAGUGUUUAGCUGUGGGCAGCCAGAGGUUGGGGCGUCUUCUCUGUUAGGCGAACCUCGGCUUCAGGAGGAGCCAUGGCGCUCAGAGUCACUCGGAACACAAAACUUAACACCGAAAAUAAGGCGGCCAAGGUCAGUAUGGCAGGCGCCAAGCGAGUGCCUGUGACAAUUGCUGCUGCCUCCAAACCCGGGCUGAGAUCGAGAACUGCUCUUGGGGACAUUGGUAAUAAAGUCAGCGAACAGGCACAGGCAAGAGUGCCUCUGAAAAAGGAAGCAAAAACGUUAGGUACUGCGAAAGGUACUGUUAAAGUGCUUCCAAAACCUGUGGAGAAGGUGCCUGUGUGUGAGCCAGAGGUAGAACUUGAGCCUGAGCCUGAACCUGCACCUGAACCUGAACAUGUUAGAGAAGAGAAGUUUUCUCCUGAACCUAUUUUGGUUGAUACUCCCUCUCCAAGCCCAAUGGAAACAUCUGGAUGUGCACCUGCAGAAGAAUAUCUGUGUCAGGCUUUCUCUGAUGUAAUUCUUGCAGUGAGUGAUGUAGAUGCAGACGAUGGAGCUGAUCCAAACCUAUGUAGUGAAUAUGUGAAAGAUAUCUAUGCUUAUCUCAGACAAGUGGAGGAAGAGCAGUCAGUUAGGCCAAAAUACCUACAGGGCCGUGAAGUCACUGGAAACAUGAGAGCCAUCCUAAUUGACUGGCUAAUACAGGUUCAGAUGAAAUUUAGGCUGCUGCAGGAGACCAUGUACAUGACUGUCUCCAUUAUUGAUCGGUUCAUGCAGAACAGCUGUGUGCCCAAGAAGAUGCUGCAGCUGGUUGGGGUAACUGCCAUGUUUAUUGCAAGCAAAUAUGAGGAGAUGUACCCUCCAGAGAUCGGCGACUUCGCCUUUGUGACUAACAACACUUACACUAAGCACCAGAUCAGGCAGAUGGAGAUGAAGAUUCUGAGAGUUCUGAACUUCAGUCUGGGUCGCCCUCUGCCUCUGCACUUCCUCCGUAGAGCAUCUAAAAUUGGAGAGGUUGACGUUGAGCAGCAUACUUUGGCCAAAUACCUCAUGGAGCUCUCCAUGCUGGACUACGACAUGGUGCAUUUUCCUCCUUCUCAAAUUGCAGCUGGGGCUUUUUGCUUAGCACUGAAAAUUCUUGACAACGGUGAAUGGACACCAACUCUGCAGCACUACCUAUCCUACACUGAAGAAUCCCUGCUUCCUGUUAUGCAGCAUCUGGCUAAGAAUGUAGUCAUGGUGAACCGUGGCCUUACAAAGCACCUGACUAUCAAGAACAAGUAUGCAACAUCUAAGCAUGCUAAGAUCAGCACUCUGGCACAGCUGAACUCUACACUAGUUCAGAAUUUGUCUAAGGCCACAACAAAGGCAUAAAUAACUCCAAUGGACUCCUACAUCUGCUGAAGCAGUUGGCACCAUGUGCCGCCCGCCUGUACAUAGGAUACAUGUUUACUUGCUCUUCAAUAAAGGUUGUGACUUUUUACUUCACAUAGCUUAACUCAUUUGAAUGUGGUUGCUUCUGACUUUAGGAUAACAGAAGUUGUCGAGUAUAUUAAAAACUGCUUCUAGUUUUAACAAUGGAUUCAACUAAUGUAUAUAUUUGUAGCCUAUAAUUUGUUUAUAUACUUCCUUCACUGUGUGUCCUUACGUCAUCAUGCAAAGUCUUCUGCCUAGCUCUGGCUUAAACUCUAAAUCUACCAGCUAGUCCUUUGUUCCAUUUUUUUAUAGGUGGUUGCCACCAUUAACCACUGUCUCUUGAGUUGUCAACUUUCAGAUCUGAAACCAAGUAUCUUUGUUAUGUAAUUAUUUAUUUGUUCUUAAUUGGAAAAUAGGAUGUUCAAAAUUAAAGAUAUCUUUUAAAAGAAUUUGCCCCCCAAGUCUCAGUACUAACAGAUAAGGGUGUAUAUUCUUGUAUAUCCUGUAUAGACAUAAUCAUGCAUAUAUUGUCAAGGAGAGAUAAUUUUAUAUGGGUUCAUUUUUAUCAACGGUAUUCCUAUCAGCAUUCCUUUCAGUGCCCAUGUUGCAUUUCCUAGUGUGAACAAACUGUAUGUAACAUAUUCAAUCAUUCCCUCAGUGAUAUUCGAGUGCAUUCAUUCUCUUGCUGCCGUCCACACAGUGUUCUUAAGUGCUGGUUAAGGCCUUGCUUGGCUUCCUGCAUAGUAGCUCUCCAGGGGUGUGCUUUCAACUCUGACAGCCAAAUGGCAUGCAAAGUGCCACUUCCUCUCUCCUGUCUGUAACACCAACUGGAAAAUAAUCCUGUCUCAUUUGCUGUUUUAAUUUAUACAUCUCAUAUCAAAUUGAAUAAAAUUUUAUUGAUGGAAAGCUUU